Messenger RNA from Candidula unifasciata, 627 nucleotides. The record is from the annotation of a GenBank genome assembly. Lineage: Eukaryota; Metazoa; Mollusca; Gastropoda; Stylommatophora; Geomitridae.
AUGAAUGUAACUUUGACAGACUCCUCCUUCAUGAAUGUCACUUUGACAGACUCCUCCUUCAUGAAUGUAACUUUGACAGACUCCUCCUUCAUGAAUGUAACUUUGACAGACUCCUCCUUCAUGAAUGUCACUUUGACAGACUCCUUCUUCAUGAAUGUAACUUUGACAGACUCCUCCUUCAUGAAUGUAACUUUGACAGACUCCUCCUUCAUGAAUGUAACUUUGACAGACUCCUUCUUCAUGAAUGUAACUUUGACAGACUCCUCCUUCAUGAAUGUAACUUUGACAGACUCCUCCUUCAUGAAUGUAACUUUGACAGACUCCUUCUUCAUGAAUGUAACUUUGACAGACUCCUCCUUCAUGAAUGUAACUUUGACAGACUCCUCCUUCAUGAAUGUAACUUUGACAGACUCCUUCUUCAUGAAUGUAACUUUGACAGACUCCUCCUUCAUGAAUGUAACUUUGACAGACUCCUCCUUCAUGAAUGUAACUUUGACAGACUCCUCCUUUAUGAAUGUAACUUUGACAGUCUUCUCCUUCAUGAAUGUAACUUUGACAGACUCCUCCUUCAUGAAUGUCACUUUGACAGACUCCUCCUUCAUGAAUGUAACUUUGACAGACUCCUGA